CCAACCUUGACCUUGGAGUUCACGUCGGUCAGUCAAAAAGCCGUAAACUUUCCGGAUCACACCAUUCUCUGAACGUGUGGCGUGGAAGACAGUUGAUAGCUAUUCAUUCAUUAACCAAAAUCAUCAGACACAAUGGCUCAAGCAAAAGGAGACAUUGCCCUGAUUGGGUUGGCUGUGAUGGGCCAGAAUCUCAUCCUGAACAUGAAUGACCAUGGAUUUACAGUGGUUGCCUUCAACCGGACUGUAUCCAAGGUGGAAGAUUUCUUGGCAAAGGAGGCCAAGGGCACGAAGGUGAUUGGUGCCAAGUCUCUGGAGGACAUGGUGAAAUUGCUGAAGAAGCCACGACGUGUCAUGAUGCUGGUCAAGGCUGGACAGGCCGUAGACGCCUUCAUCGAUAAACUGGUUCCUCUGCUGGAAAAAGGAGACAUAAUCAUUGAUGGCGGCAACUCAGAAUACCGAGACUCCAAUAGGAGAGCCAAAUCCCUGGAAGAAAAGGGACUACUUUUUGUUGGUAGUGGUGUAAGUGGUGGUGAAGAUGGUGCGCUCUACGGCCCAUCCCUCAUGCCUGGAGGGUCACCAGCAGCGUGGCCGCACAUUAAGGACAUCUUCCAGGGCAUAUCAGCCAAGGUGGGCUCGGAGCCCUGCUGUGACUGGGUGGGCCCUGAUGGAGCAGGCCACUUCGUCAAGAUGGUACACAACGGGAUCGAGUACGGUGACAUGCAGCUCAUCUGUGAGGCCUACCACCUCAUGAAAACAGGACUCAGUCUGUCACACCAGGAAAUGGCAGAUGUAUUUGAUGAUUGGAACAAAGGCGAGCUUAAAUCCUUCUUGAUUGAGAUCACGAGAGACAUCAUGAAGUUCAAGGACGAUAAGGGGGAUUACCUUGUCGAGAAAAUCAGGGACUCUGCUGGCCAGAAAGGCACAGGGAAAUGGACUGCUAUUUCAUCUCUGGAGUAUGGAGUUCCUGUCACACUUAUAGGUGAAGCUGUGUUUGCCCGGUGCCUGUCAUCAUUACAAGCCGAGAGAGUGGAGGCCAGCAAGCAGAUCUCUGGUCCAAAAACUAGCAAGUACACUGGGGACAAGAAGAAAUUCAUUGAGGCCAUCCGACAGGCACUGUACGCCAGCAAGAUUGUGUCCUACGCCCAGGGAUUUAUGUUGAUGCGGGAAACAGCCAAGGAACUGAACUGGAAACUCAACUUUGGUGCAGUCGCACUCAUGUGGAGAGGAGGCUGCAUUAUCAGAAGCGUGUUCCUUGGGAACAUCAAGGAGGCAUUUGACAAGAACCCAGAUCUGAAAAAUCUCCUCUUGGACGACUUCUUCAAGAAGGCAAUUCAGAAUUGUCAGGAAGCCUGGAGACAAGUGGUGUCGACAGCAGUGUUGUUGGGAAUCCCGACACCGGCGUUCAGUACAGCUCUAGCAUUCUUCGAUGGGUAUCGCAGCGAAAGACUGCCAGCCAACCUCAUCCAGGCACAAAGAGAUUAUUUCGGAGCCCACACAUAUGAACUUCUCGCAAAGCCUGGCACCUUUGUUCACACCAACUGGACAGGCCACGGAGGGAGUGUCUCAUCAUCCACAUACGAUGCUUGAUUUGACAAGAUCAUAGACCGCUCAACAUCCACAACACAAUCACACUCUUCUGUAGAGUAUUUUGACCUUAUAAAGAGCAAUUGAUCAUAUUUUCAGAUAACAUCCUUCUUGAGGCUUAUUACAAAUGGCUUCAGAUGCCAAAAACAUAGUCUGAACUGAUUUUAGAGUGACCGACACUUCAGUCAGGUCCUGAUGUUUUGUUUUAGGUAUAAGUUUUGUUUUCAGUUGCAAAAUGUCCAGCUAGUUGGCCCCUUAUAUAUUUUAAAUUUUUCAUAAGUUCUUUCAUUUCAAGAAUUUUGUUUUGGCUGAAAUUUCAGGAUUUGAAAAGAAAUAUACAUACAGUGAUCUUCAUGAGGGGAAAAUGUGUUCAUAAUUCUUUAUGUGAAGCUUGUUUUUUUCUGCAACUUACCAGUAGAUUUACACUUUUAAACUUACAUCUUGACAUUGUUAUGAUUAUUUAAUCUACACUUGUUUCAUGCUUAUUGGUUAUUGUUACCCAUUAUGUAUAAACAGGAACUGUUCAGGAGGAAGAUCCAAUAAACAAAAGUUUGUUUUUACCUGUCUAUAUGUAUUAUGUAUUAUGUAUCAAAUAGUGACCAAUAUCUAGUGUAGCUCCAUUUUCUCAAGAUAUAUACUCUGGACUAAAUCACCACCAUAGCUCUUGAUUGUUUUGGAAGCAAUGUCAUAAUCCCUCACAACAGAGCACUUGAUUAUGAGCUUGAAAUCAGCAAUUAAUCAAAUGUGUUUUUUCUAAACGAGUUAUACGUGAAGCCCAUUUCUGAUGUCUCCUGCCGUGAUAUUGCUGGAAUAUUGCUAAAAGUGUCAUAAAACCAUACUCAUUAACUCACUCACUCUAAAUGGGUUAAGCCCAGAAAAUCAAAAUUUGAAAAACUGUUUUAACUGUAUUACCCUAACUUUAUGAAUGUGGAAAGAUGAUCCCUGGAGUAUUAAGUCAAAAAAGAAAUAGUGCUAUUUGCGCUUGAAACAGAACUCAAGAAGGUGAAAGGUUAUGGCAACAAAUAACUGACCAUCUGUGAAGAAUUGUGACAUUCAGGGGGCAUUCAGGUUUUGCAUUACAUCAUCAAAUCAAAGCUGGUAUUUUUCCAGGGUAUUAGUCAUUACAGAAUGAGUAUGUAGUUCCAUGUGUUAUCGAGGAUGGUCUGUAAACAGUUUGUGCUCUGUAUCAAUCUCUGAUCCAACAUCACAACUGUUUAUCAAAUUAACCAUGUCAAUAUCUAAAUAUUUGUAAUGUGCCUUUUCCAAUUGUUUAGUAAUAUAUUAUAUGUUUGUGUUAUUUUGUUAUGGCAAGUGUUCCUUGUAAGUGUAGGUUUGAAGUCAUUAUCGCAUGUUAUUUGUGAAUUUUAUAGAUAUAGAAACUUGCAGUACAACCCUCUUUGCUGGUGUAUGGCUUAAGCUUAGAUGGAUCACAAGAGAAUUUAUGUUGCAUUUUGAGUGGAAGUGAAAUUCUGAAGGCUCGAUAUUUUUAACAUUUAUUGAUUGCUUGUUUUGUUAGAGAAAAGUAGUGAACCAUAUUUAUGAUGUGUAAAAUAACAGUUGCCAUUUUGAUGUGAGAAAAAUUACCUAAACUUGUCAUUCUACAUGUUUGGAUAAUUACCCAAGUUUGAAAAUAAAUACUGGACUGUAAGAUAAAAGAUUGGUUUUAGUUUGGAGAUACUGACACAUUUGGAGAUCUAAUUUAAGAUCUUAUUCUUUAUAAGUAGUAUCUUUCAUAUUUUACCUGUCAUCAGUAAGUUCUUCUUAGCUUUCAAGCAAGUGAACUUAUGUGUACAUUUGUAUUUCGAAGCAAAAAGAAUCUUUUCUGCAGAAACUUGCAAGGUAAAGUGACAUCUGUUAUUUUCAAUUGUUGUUUAAAGGCGCUAUUUCACACCACACUUCUCUAAAAAUACAUAAUGCAUUUCUCUCAAUAAUACUAGCAGCCAUCAGCGAAGCUACCAUAUAAUAUAUUCC
Haliotis rubra (blacklip abalone) is the source of this 3555-nucleotide messenger RNA. RefSeq names its product 6-phosphogluconate dehydrogenase, decarboxylating-like. Gene Ontology annotation, biological process: pentose-phosphate shunt, oxidative branch; pentose-phosphate shunt. Gene Ontology annotation, molecular function: phosphogluconate dehydrogenase (decarboxylating) activity; NADP binding. Lineage: Eukaryota; Metazoa; Mollusca; Gastropoda; Lepetellida; Haliotidae. The record is from RefSeq and is a predicted model, not a curated record. Gene Ontology annotation, cellular component: cytosol.